AUGACCGUAAGACAUGCAACGCUGCAGUUAAUGGUUUCUAUAGCGAUUUUCUGCUUUCUCUGUGGAAUAAAUGUUGGUGAACAAAGCGGCAUUAAGAAGAAAGAAAUGAAUGAUAAAAUCACCAGAUUGAUGCAGCAAAUGACUCGAGAGGAAAAAAUUGGUCAACUCAAUUUGGUCUCAUUAGGAUUUGAUAUAACAGGACCGAUUGUUAGUCAAAAUGUUGACGAAAAUAUUCGUAACGGACUAGUUGGUGGUGUUUUCAAUACGUAUACUCCCAUUGCCGUUCGUAAAAUACAAGAAUUAGCAGUUAACUCUAGUCGUUUACAUAUUCCGCUUAUAUUUGGAUACGAUGUCAUUCAUGGUCAUCGAACCAUUUUUCCGAUUGCAUUAGGCUUGAGUAGCACAUGGGAUAUGAAGCUCAUUGAACAGAGUGCAAGGAUUGCUGCUCGAGAAGCAAGUGCUGAUGGAUUACAAUGGGUAUUUUCACCCAUGGUUGACAUUACUCGAGAUCCACGCUGGGGACGAAUAUCAGAAGGAUCUGGUGAAGAUCCAUGGCUGGGAUCACAAAUAGCUAAAGCAAUGGUACGUGGUUAUCAAGGUGAUGAUUUGAUGAAAAAAGAUACAGUAAUGGCAUGUGUGAAACAUUUUGCUUUAUAUGGUGGGGCGGAAGGUGGCAGAGACUACAAUACUGUCGAUAUGAGUCGUAUUAGAAUGUAUCAGGAUUAUUUACCACCAUAUCAGGCAGCCGUUGAUGCUGAUGUUGGAAGUGUGAUGACUUCAUUCAACGAAGUCGAUGGAAUACCCGCAUCGGCAAACAAAUGGCUUCUUGAUGAUUUAUUACGUCAUCAAUGGAAUUUCACCGGUUUUAUUGUGACGGAUUACACGGCUAUCAAUGAAAUGGUUGAUCAUGGAAUUGGAAAUUUAAAACAAGUAUCCGCUCUCGCUCUAAAAGCUGGUGUUGACAUGGAUAUGGUAGGUGAAGGUUUUCUUCGUACAUUGAGUGAAUCUCUCGAUGAGAAUGAUAUUACCCAACAACACAUUGAUCGGGCUUGUUGGCGAGUGUUAGAAACUAAAUAUAAAUUAGGUUUAUUCGAUGAUCCCUACUUAUAUUGUGACGAAAAUAGAGCUGCCACAGAAAUUCUGACUAUUGAAAACCGUCUGGCUGCUAAAGAAAUCAGCAAGCGCUCAUUUGUCUUGUUAAAAAAUGCCAAUCAAACAUUACCAUUAAACAGACGAGGUAUAACUGUUGCUCUCAUUGGACCCUUGGCUGAUGAUCAACGAAAUAUGCUGGGAAGCUGGUCGGCAGCAGGUGAUUGGAAGCAAUCAGUCAGUGUUGCUACUGGAAUAAAAAAUCUAGUUGGGGACGAAGUCAAAGUCGUCUACUCAAAAGGAGCGAAUAUAAUCGAUGAUCCUGAUAUUCUCGAUCAAUUAAAUGCGAAUGGAGGUGAUAUUAUUUUAGACGAUCAAUCACUAGAAAUACUCAUAGAACAAGCUGUGUGUGAAACACAAAACGCCGAUGUAAUUGUGGCUGUAUUGGGCGAGUCUCAGGGGAUGUCAGGAGAGGCUGCCAGUCGAUCGGACAUCGGUUUGCCAGAAAAUCAAAAGAAAUUAUUACGAGCCCUAUUUGACACGACAAUACCAGUGGUGUUAGUAUUGAUGAAUGGGCGCCCAUUGACUUUGACUUGGGAAAACGACCAUGCAGCUGCUAUAUUAGAAACAUGGUUUCCGGGUACAGAAGCAGGAAAUGCCAUAGCUGAAGUGUUGUUCGGCGAAUAUAAUCCAUCUGGUAAACUCACAGUAACAUUUCCACGAAACGUCGGACAGAUACCAGUUUAUUACAAUCAUAAAAAUACUGGUAGACCGUAUGAUGGUCACAGUAUGGAGAAAUAUAAAUCUCGAUAUUUGGAUGUUUCAAAUGAUCCGCUGUAUCCGUUCGGAUUUGGUUUAAGCUACACGACAUUUGAAUAUAGUCCUCUAAAACUCGACAAAACAAAUUUGACAGGCAACCAGUUAUUAACUGUUCGUGUUUUAAUACGAAAUAGUGGCACAUAUGCCGGGGAAGAAGUUGUUCAGUUAUACAUCCAUGAUCCUAUAGCGAGUGUUACACGGGCAGCGAAAGAAUUAAAAAGAUUUGAGAAAGUUUUCUUACAACCGACAGAGCAUAAAGAAGUGGCAUUCGAUAUUACUGUGGACGACUUGAAAUUUUAUAACAGUGAUUUACAGUAUGUAUGGGAGCCAGGCGAGUUUAUAAUUCAUGUCGGCACUAACUCACAAAACACCCAAGCGGUCUCCGUGCACUGGUUCAAAUAG
Messenger RNA from Didymodactylos carnosus, 2310 nucleotides. NCBI's taxonomy places the organism in Eukaryota, Metazoa, Rotifera, Eurotatoria, Philodinida, Philodinidae. The record is from the annotation of a GenBank genome assembly.